AUGGGUACUGCAGGCACUGUCACUUCUGGAAUCACAGUUACUGUCGUAUCUGGCACUGCAGGCUCUGUCCUUAUCACCAUCUUCACUACUUCCACUUAUGACGGAAGCAGUUUUGCCUGGAAUGCCCUCUCAGCACUUGAAUGGUCAUCGUUGCUACUGUCCCCUAGCUGCAGAGACGGCUUCGUUGCUUUCAUGUCGCUCCUAUUGAGGUCCAUGAUGAACUCUUCCUGCAGUGUCCCCAAACCACAAGUCAUGCUACAGUUACAAGGCAUGGACUACUCGCUGUUCGGCUACAACAGUCUCAAGGGAUGCCCUCUGACCUCAGGACGUGACCCGGGCUUUACUCUCCCCAUCUUUUCUGGUGAGUUUCACGUGACCCCAGACUUUCGCUAUAGCGUGCCACGUGGCGUGCUUCUGUCCCACGAUGUGUCAUGUGACACGUCGUUUACGUCGAAGGUGGUGGAGACGCCGUACGACCUGACCACGCUGCUGACUGGCACCGCGCGACUCGGUGCUGAUAAGUGGGGGCCUCCCUUCUCGGCCAGCAAACACUUUCACAAACUGUCCGCGCAACUCACACAACACGUCUUGGUCGUUUCCACAGCUGUCUGCAGUUUGUAUGACCUGACACUUCUGCUCUCGGAACCGCCAUCUUUUCAUCCGUCGUUCUUGGACUGGAUCGAUCAACUCAACAACACUGACAACGACGACAAGUACCUUGAGUUCCUUGACACCUACGGCACACACUUCAUGUCACGGGCCCGCUUGGGGGCUUCCAGAACGAUCAUCUACAAGAUGGACGAUAACGUUUACAGACUUCUAACAGAGGAUCACGUGACGUCAGCUGCCAGCUACUCUGCUCCUGCGCUUUUUGGAUACCAUGAGACCUUGACCUCUGAUCAGCAAAAAGCAAUAGCAGAGUUUCGAAAUCAUGAGACAACAACGUUUGAUGUCGGUUCUCUUUUCAGAGACCUUCAUUGGUGCCGCAAGUCCUACAGGGGUUAUGGCAUUGACCACGACAGGAUCAAGAAGAACAUCAUGGCUGUCAAGACCAAAUACUGUCGGAGUUUAAAGAGGAAAGACCUGUUAGUUGACUGUAGAGAUACCGGUAGGACACUGCUUUCUACAAAGUUGAUUGGUAACACGAAAUAUGGAGCUGCCGAGUCCGCUGACCAGUGUCUUGAGGAAUGUUAUCAACUUGCAGGCUGCGUGGCUGUGAGUUUUUGUCCUUUGUGUACGAGGGACAACAUAGGCAGCAAGUGUCAAGUGUUUAGUGCUGGCGACAUCCACAGGGCAGUCACCGACCGUCAGUGGCAGACGAUCAUGUUAGUUGACAAACUGGAGACAUUUGUAAAGUUGCACAACACCACGGUUGUUGUCAACUCUAGUUCUCUGUCUGACGUCCCUCCUGUCAACUCUAGUUCUCUGUCUGAAGUCCCUCCUGUCACCUCCGUACAGGACUGCUACUCAUCUUGUAUUCAAGAUACCGAGUGUGUGGCCUUCACCUUGACUGACACUUCAGGUUCAUUAAUUAAAUGCACGCGCCACACAGACUCACCUCUGUCCUUGACACAGGGAACAGGUGUCAGCGUGUACUUCGUCUCACCACUGGUAAAAAAAAUUGUCAGAAGUGGACAGACGAGAGGCCUUGCUCCCUCCUCCAUGCUGAACGACUGGUACAAGGCCGCCUGUGUCAUCGACGACGAGUGUCGUCAGGAACACUCCAUGUGCUUUAUGAACAGGUGCCGCUGUCGACCUGGGUUCUUCUUCUCAACUCGUGACUACACGUGCUCUGAGACAUGUAGUCCAGCCCACCUGCACAACACCUUCAUGGAGUAUCCUGAGAGCGGACUGAGGGGACACAAUAUGGUGGCACGGGAUGGAGUCAGUUUGCAGACGUGCAGCGACCUGUGUGUCAGCAUCAGAGGUUGUCUGUCCUUUGACUUCAGAGUCACAGGAGGGCGCUGUCUGCUUCAUGACGUCACCGCACGUGACGCUCAGUCAGGAUGGUAUCCUCACACCAGUACAGGGUGGACCCACUACCAGAGAAGCUGCCUGCAGUCUCCCGUCUCAUACCCAGGACCAGAGUGGUACAACGCACCCUGCAACAGCCGCGCGGAAUGUCCUGAGCCUAACAGUCGGUGUGUGUCGGGUAGAUGUUUGUGUAUUGACGGCUUUGUUUACAUGGAAACUGACUCCUCCUGUCGUGCUGCAGAGUCAUGUCGGGCCUGGAAGACAGCAGGAGGCAAGUCAGGUGUCUACUCCAUUCAACUGCCAGAAACGAGAGAGAUUCUCAAAGUCUGGUGUGACAUGGACUCUGGCAAUAGCGGCUGGCUGGUGUUCCAGAGACGCCGUGACGGCUCCGUUGACUUCUACAGGAACUGGACACAGUAUGAACAGGGCUUUGGUGACAUCACCGGGGAGUUCUGGCUGGGUUUAUCAAGGCUUCACACCCUGACCAAAGGGAGACCCACCCGACUGCGUGUAGACCUCGCAGAUGUGGAUGGAAAUCGUCACUACGCUGAGUACACGACAUUCAGUGUGGACGGUCCUGAGACAAACUACACACUGACCGUGUCCGGCUACUCGGGUAACGCGGGUGACAGCUUGCAGUAUCACAACAACCAGAGUUUUUCAACCUAUGAUCGAGACAAUGACAAGUCCCCUAUCAACCGGGCCGCUGACUUUCACGGAGCCUGGUGGUACAAAGACUCGUACCUUUCUCACCUCAACGGCCGAUACAAGGCUGACGGGGCUAAGACUGGUGACGGCAUCAACUGGUUUCACACCCACAGAGACUAUAGGAGCUUCACCUUCAGCGAGAUGAAAGUGCAACCUGUGUAACAUCGCCUUGUCUCCUGUACUCUCACUGCUUACACCCUCAGUCUACUCUACACCACACGUGACACUCGUUA
Pomacea canaliculata is the source of this 2915-nucleotide messenger RNA. RefSeq lists its product as uncharacterized. Lineage: Eukaryota; Metazoa; Mollusca; Gastropoda; Architaenioglossa; Ampullariidae. The record is from RefSeq and is a predicted model, not a curated record. The transcript has 9 exons. The coding region runs from base 1 to 2844 and encodes 947 amino acids.